AUGGACUAUAGGAUAAAAUUAUGUGACUUUGGUUUGGCUAAAGAGGUCCCAAAUUGUGAUCCGUUUCUUAUGUCUAAAGCCAAACAUACAGCAGAUGUGGGAACUGUUUACUAUAUGGCACCGGAAGCCCAGACUAAUGAAUACAACCAUUUGAUAGAUAUUUACAGUCUAUCCCUAAUAGGGUCUCAAAUCUUUGGUUUCGAUGUAAACGAUAUAAUCGACGGAAAGUAUGAAUUGGAUUAAAACAAAUAUAAAAUAUAACAAAGAUUUCAAUAAACGGAUGCAUAAAAUGAAUGCAAUAUUGGUGUCAAUGAGUGUUAAUAAGUAUCGCAGAAAUGGUUCAACAUAUUGGAGGCAAAGACCCGAAUGUUCGCACAUUUUAUCACAAUUGCAGACAUUUAUGACAAAUAAACCCAUUAUUGGAGACAAAGAAUUCAAUUCUGUAUUGAAUACUAUUUUUGACA
This is a messenger RNA of Oppiella nova, 464 nucleotides long. The record is from the annotation of a GenBank genome assembly. NCBI's taxonomy places the organism in Eukaryota, Metazoa, Arthropoda, Arachnida, Sarcoptiformes, Oppiidae.